Messenger RNA from Hibiscus syriacus, 605 nucleotides. RefSeq names its product 40S ribosomal protein S15a-1-like. Bases 1 to 501 code for a protein of 166 amino acids. Gene Ontology annotation, molecular function: structural constituent of ribosome. Gene Ontology annotation, biological process: translation. Lineage: Eukaryota; Viridiplantae; Streptophyta; Magnoliopsida; Malvales; Malvaceae. The transcript is spliced from 2 exons. Gene Ontology annotation, cellular component: ribosome; cytosolic small ribosomal subunit. The record is from RefSeq and is a predicted model, not a curated record.
AUGGUGAGGGUCAGCGUUCUGAAUGAUGCACUGAAGAGCAUGUACAAUGCAGAGAAGAGGGGAAAACGUCAGGUCAUGAUCAGGCCUUCCUCUAAAGUGAUCAUCAAGUUCCUUUUGGUCAUGCAGAAGCAGGUUUGUUUCAACUUCCAAUAUAUAUUCUCUACCCAUUUUUCUUUGCGUCCAACUGUUCAUUCGAUCCAUAUGCUUAUAUUGGCAUUUACAGGUUACAUCGGAGAGUUUGAGUAUGUUGAUGACCACAGAUCUGGUAAAAUUGUUGUUGAACUGAAUGGAAGGCUUAACAAGUGCGGGGUCAUCAGUCCUCGUUUCGACAUAGGAGUGAAGGAGAUUGAGGGUUGGACUGCUAGGUUACUUCCUUCUAGACAGUUUGGGUAUAUUGUGCUGACUACAUCUGCUGGAAUAAUGGACCAUGAGGAAGCCAGAAGAAAGAAGUUGGUGGGAAGGUACUUGGGUUCUUCUAUUGAGGGAUUUAUUGAUGCAUAGAAGUUUUAAGAAUGAUGUGUUUUAUUAGGGUUUGGACUUGAUAGUUAGCCAUCAUCUUGCUUGUGAUGGAGAUUUUCAAUCGGUAAUUGUUAUUUCCUUUUGCA